This is a messenger RNA of Pecten maximus, 1765 nucleotides long. RefSeq lists its product as uncharacterized. The transcript has 13 exons. The coding region runs from base 185 to 1606 and encodes 473 amino acids. The record is from RefSeq and is a predicted model, not a curated record. Lineage: Eukaryota; Metazoa; Mollusca; Bivalvia; Pectinida; Pectinidae.
UGGAUACCUGGAGGAAGACCCGAGAGUUGCUUGUACUAGUCCGGCGGUUACAGGGGAAAUGUUAGGACAGACGAAAAGGAAUUGAAUGAAGAAGUCCCAUUUAAGCAUUUGAUGAAAGAGCACCAAAUAUCUUCUGGAAAACCCAAGUGAUCGGAUGACCUUUUCAUGCUAAGGUACUGGUAUUAUGGAUUCAAAAGCAAUAUUUUCCCCGGAACAUCCAGGCCUGAGGACCUAUGGCUGUAGGACAAAGAGUCGAGACAGACAGAGAGGGAUUCUUCUACAAAAGAAACAGAGCAAAGCACCAGCUGUUAACGUCGGCAAUUUCAGUUUGUCUGAUGAUUCUGAUGACAUUAAAAAUGUCAAAGACAAUAAAAGGAAAGUAUCUAGUGCAACACAAGGAAGAAAAAGCAGUGGUACUCAUAUACAAAAACAGACAAGGAGACCUGCUAGACGAAGCAAUGCAAAGAACCAGACAAAAACAGCUUCAAAGGAAAAAACAAAGCAAAGAAAAGAAGAAAAUCAAUCAAUUCAGCAAAUGAAGUCCACCCCUAAACAUGGGCUUGAGCAGUCCAAUCAAAUGUGGGUGAAGGCUAAGAUAAGAGGUAGUGACAGUGAGGAUAGUAUUGAGCUGCCGAGGCGAGACCAGGAAUUAACAUGGCAAGAAAAAAUAUCUCUGCUGAUGCCAAAAAUGACCAACGAGAAUGUGCACCAUCCUGAUAGGAAAGUUCCAGGAUACAACAAGAUGCCCGAGUACUCUGUGUGGAACCUGAGUGCUGAGGAGGUAAUGGAAGAGAAAGUUGAGGAAUCUAGCGCAGAGGAUGAGACUGACCACAUCCAAGCAGCACCUAGAGUGUCAAUGCCAAAUGUGUUUGUCCCCAGACUGUCAGUACAUUCACCUGUACUAGAUAAGUCAGAGACAGAACAUGUGGAGGAAAACAACGAAAAGAGAACGAGACCAACAGACCAUGUCACUACUGUUAGUGAUGAUUACACGUACACCUAUGAAUGGGUAACAGACAUGGCAGAUUCACUUCCAGCUAGUCACCAGGUCAGCAAAGGACAAGGCCAUGCAUCAUCGCUGAAAUCUCUGGACAGAAUUUUAUCUCAAAAAACUGGUAAUAUGAAGUCAUCGGUGGAGCAAACUUCCAGUGACGUCUACACGUAUGAGUGGGUGACUGAUUCCGACACUGGUCAGACCCGUCCAGCCAGCAGCUGCUCCAGUAGAAGUGGUCAAGUAAACCCUAACUCCUGUCCUUCCAGCAUAGUCCAGCAAAACAAAUCAGCUACCCUUGUGAAGAAUUUAGAAAAGAAAUUGCGUUGGUGCCAGUCUGAUAAGGAUAGAUCGUCUCAUGGCUACUUCAACUCUACCAAAAAGCCUGGUGCUCUUGGUGUUUUCCAGGCUAAAUUUCCUGAGGAUCUAUCCAUUAUCACAAAAAGCCCAUCACUGAUUAAAGACAAAGUUAUUCCUUGUGCUAAAGCUUCGUUAGUCACAGUAGAAACUCACAGAAAUGUGCAACAAAUGAAUUCAACACGUAAAAAUGAUGGUCUGGAUAUUGAUAUGAUAAAACUGCCGGACAUGUCCGUCAUUGAAAGAUCAGUCCUGUGAAAGAGCAAGUUGCUCUUUUGGACCUCUCAAAGACUGUAAUUGAGGAUGACAAAGUGCCCCGUUGUUUGAGCUCAACCAGGAAAAGGGGUGGACUUGACUUUGAUAAGGACAAGUUUUUACUUGAUGUCUCUGAAAUCAGAGAAUUUAAUUCUGUAGAAG